AUGGAAAAUACUAACAACGAGGAUAUUGAUGACAUUGAUGGAGGUGGACUUAGUGGACCGCAAGCAGAAACUGAUGACGCUGAUGACAGUAAUGUUGGUGUGGACGAUGGUCUUCUAGCCGAUAAUGAAAAGCGAGGCGGCUGUCGGGUUGGAUGUCCCAUGCCGAAUGGUUGUAACGGUUGUGUGGAGAGGCCAGCACCCGAUUUAAAUGUAUACCAGAGUAGGAAGACACUGGCACAGGGUAUGAUGGACUUGGCGCUGUUCACGGCGAAUGCGCAUCAACUGCGUCAUGUGUGGGAGACUAAAUCCCAUCAACCAUAUUUUUAUUUCAGUAUAGUGUUCAUUUCGGUGAGCAUCUUAUUCCAGAUUGCCGUCGGCAUCGGACUUAUAUGGAAUUACAGAUACGAUAUUAAGAACGAGGAGGAAAUCCGUCAUGCGUACAGAAAUAAUAAUUACACACUCCUUGGCAUUUUCAUGAUAACCAUUGUCAAUGUGUUAAUCUCAGUUUUUGCCGUUCAGGAACAAGCACCCGUUUUUCCUGAAUCCACAACUGAUUGCGUGCCGUAAUUUAAAUCUCUUUAAAUCUGCGUCUGAGAAAAUAAUCGCGACUUUAUUCAAAAUUCAC
Messenger RNA from Drosophila albomicans, 625 nucleotides. Its product is annotated as ninjurin-A-like. Gene Ontology annotation, cellular component: membrane. The transcript has 4 exons. Bases 1 to 567 code for a protein of 188 amino acids. Gene Ontology annotation, biological process: tissue regeneration; cell adhesion. NCBI's taxonomy places the organism in Eukaryota, Metazoa, Arthropoda, Insecta, Diptera, Drosophilidae. The record is from RefSeq and is a predicted model, not a curated record.